GUGAUUCUACUAACUUGUUAAAUGCAUUUGCAGUUUGUCUUGGUUGUGUUUUGGAUGUUUUUCCUAAUAGAAACUGAAUGGUGAAUAAUGUCCUGUCAUUGUAUCCAAGAUGGCGUAGCAGUCAGAUGUCCUUUGUCCUCGUCCUGUCCCGUGUAUAUAUAUUUUAUAUAUUUUUCUUUGCAUUUCUUUUUAUAUAUAUUUUUUUCUUCUUAAAAACUCAACUUCAAAACACUCUCCUGCAACCCACCUCACCAAAUGUGGUGCGGAUCUGUUUUUUUUCUUCCUCAAAGGUACUAUUCACCUCGUAUCCGAAAUCAACAACAGAAGCUAGCCAGAAGUUAGCCAGCUCACAAGCUAACGUUAGUAGUUCAGCUAACCACAGCUAGCGCUCAUCAGCUAUCCUUUAGCUCGGAAAACUAUUGCCAGUUUUGUACAACGCGACUCAGACCAGAGCAUACCAGACCUAUUUUCUCUCCAUAUCCCCGGAUUUUUACCGCAAGUUCUGGACAUUUACACCUGGAUCUUGCAGCUAACCAGCUGCUAUCCGAGUGACUAUUGGCUAACAUCAAUUCCGGAGCAAACACCAAUUAUCCCGGAACUAGCCAGCUGAAGAGUUCCAUCAGCCACUCCUGGGCUACAAUCACCUAUUCGGACCCGUUUACUGCCGAUGCGGAGCCCCACCGGGCCUUCACGACUGGGAUACCGACGUUAUCUGCCCGAGGGAGUUAUUCAACUGGCCCCUCCAUCGCGACGUAACCGGAACGCCAUUAUGCUAACUGCGGCCCGCUAAUCGUUAGCUGUCUUGAGCAUAUCGGCUGCUAUCUGAACAGACAACCUCUCUUUCGCCAUCGCCAUCCGGCUUGGAUUCUCUGUCGACACGACCACGUCUGGUCUGCAGACGAAUAGCCCAUCCGCUGUGCCCUCAACCGGCCUCCGUCUGAGCAGACCCCCUCCGUCUGAGCAGACCCCCUCCGUCUGAGCAGACCACCCCCCCGGGCUAGCUUAGUGGAGGCCUCACUGCUCCAUCUACGGCUGCCCCCUGGACACUAUGAUCACUUGGCUACAUAGCUGAUGCCUGCUUGACUGUCCAUUAAUUCACGGUACUCCAUUCUGUUUAUUUGUGUUUUAUCUGUCGGCUCUGUGUUUUAACUCAGGCUCUGUGUGUAGUUAAUCCGACCCUCUCUGCCUAGCCGUCGCCAUUUUUACCUUCUGUUGCUGUGUUAGCUGACUAGCUGCUGUUAUCUCACCUGUUGUUUUAGCUAGCUCUCCCAAUCAAGACCUGCAAUCACUUUACGCCUUAUUGUUUGUCUCCCUCAAAUAUCAAUAUGCCUUGCAUACUGUUGUUCAGGCUAGUUAUCAUUGUUUUGGUUUGCAAUGGACCCCGUAGUUCCACUCUCCAUACCUCUGAUACCUCCUUUGUCCCACCCCCCACACAUGCGGUGACCUCACCCAUUGAGACCAGCAUGUCCAGAGAUACAACCUCUCUUAUCAUCACCCAGUGCCUGGGCUUGCCUCCGCUGUACCCGUGCCCCACCAUACCCUGGUCUGCACAUUAUGCCCAGAAUCUAUUCUACCACGCCCAUAAAUCUGCUCCUUUUAUUCCUUGUCCCCAACGCUCUAGGCGACCAGUUUUGAUAGCCUUUAGCCGCACCCUCAUCCUACUACUCCUCUGUUCCUCGGGUGAUGUGGAGGUAAACCCAGUCCCUGCAUGUCCCCAGUCACCCUCAUUUGUUGACUUCUGUGAUCGAAAAAGCCUUGGCCUCAUGCAUGUCAACAUCAGAAGCCUCCUCCCUAAGUUUGCCUUACUCACCGCUUUAGCACACUCUGCCAACCCGGAUGUCCUUGCCGUGUCCGAAUCCUGGCUUAGGAAGGCCACCAAAAAUUCGGAGAUUUCCAUACCCAACUAUAACACUUUCCGUCAAGAUAGAACUGCCAAAGGGGGAGGAGUUGCAAUCUACUGCAGAGAUAGCCUGCAAAGUUCUGUCAUACUUUCCAGGUCUAUGCCCAAACAGUUCGAACUUCUAAUUUUAAAAAUUAAUCUCUCCAGAAAUAAGUCUCUCACUGUUGCCGCCUGCUGCCGACACCCUCAGCUCCCAGCUGUGCCCUGGACACCAUCUGUGAAUUGAUCGCUCCCCAUCUAGCUUCAGAGUUUGUUCUGUUAGGUGACCUAAACUGGGAUAUGCUUAACACCCCGGCAGUCCUACAAUCUAAGCUUGAUGCCCUCAAUCUCACACAAAUCAUCAAGGAACCCACCAGAUACAACCCUAAAUCCGUAAACAUGGGCACCCUAAUAGACAUUAUCCUGACCAACUUGCCCUCCAAAUACACCUCUGCUGUCUUCAAUCAAGAUCUCAGCGAUCACUGCCUCAUUGCCUGUAUCCGCCACGGGUCCGCGGCCAAACGACCACCCCUCAUCACUGUCAAACGCUCCCUAAAACACUUCUGCGAGCAGGCCUUUCUAAUCGACCUGGCCCGGGUACCCUGGAAGGAUAUUGACCUCAUCCCGUCAGUUGAGGAUGCCUGGUCAUUCUUUAAAAGUUACUUCCUCACCAUAUUAGACAAGCAUGCUCCGUUCAAAAAAUGCAGAACCAAGAACAGAUAUAGCCCUUGGUUCACUCCAGACCUGACUGCCCUCGACCAGCACAAAAACAUCCUGUGGCGAACUGCAAUAGCAUCGAAGAGCCCCCGCGAUAUGCAACUGUUCAGGGAAGUCAGGAACCAAUACACGCAGUCAGUCAGGAAAGCAAAGGCCAGCUUUUUCAAGCAGAAAUUUGCAUCCUGUAGCUCUAACUCCAAAAAGUUCUGGGAUACUGUAAAGUCCAUGGAAAACAAGAGCACCUCCUCCCAGCUGCCCACUUCACUGAGGCUAGGUAACACGGUCACCACUGAUAAGUCCAUGAUAAUCGAAAACUUCAACAAACAUUUCUCAAUGGCUGGCCAUGCCUUCCUCCUGGCGACUCCAACCUUGGCCAACAGCCCCGCCCCCCCCCGCUGCUACUCGCCCAAGCCUCCCCAGCUUCUCCUUUACCCAUAUCCAGAUAGCAGAUGUUCUGAGAGAGCUGGACCCCCUAUUUCUGAAACUGUCCGCCGCCAUUGUCGCACCCCCUAUUACCAGCCUGUUCAACCUCUCCUUCGUAUCAUCUGAGAUCCCCAAGGAUUGGAAAGCUGCCGCGGUCAUCCCCCUCUUAAAAGGGGGAGACACCCUGGACCCAAACUGUUACAGACCUAUAUCCAUCCUGCCCUGCCUAUCUAAGGUCUUCGAAAGCCAAGUCAACAAACAGAUCACUGACCAUCUCGAAUCCCACCGUACCUUCUCCGCUGUGCAAUCCGGUUUCCGAGCCGGUCACGGGUGCACCUCAGCCACGCUCAAGGUACUAAACGAUGUCAUAACCGCCAUCGAUAAAAGACAUUACUGUGCAGCCGUCUUCAUCGACCUGGCCAAGGCUUUCGACUCUGUCAAUCACCAUAUUCUUAUCGGCAGACUCAGUAGCCUCGGUUUUUCUAAUGACUGCCUUGCCUGGUUCACCAACUACUUUGCAGACAGAGUUCAGUGUGUCAAAUCGGAGGGCAUGUUGUCCGGUCCUCUGGCAGUCUCUAUGGGGGUACCACAGGGUUCAAUUCUCGGGCCGACUCUUUUCUCUGUAUACAUCAAUGAUGUUGCUCUUGCUGCGGGCGAUUCCCUGAUCCACCUCUAUGCAGACGACACCAUUCUGUACACUUCCGGCCCUUCCUUGGACACUGUGCUAUCUAACCUCCAAACGAGCUUCAAUGCCAUUCAACACUCCUUCCGUGGCCUCCAACUGCUCUUAAACGCUAGUAAAACCAAAUGCAUGCUUUUCAACCGUUCGCUGCCUGCACCCGCACGCCCGACUACCAUCACCACCCUGGACGGUUCCGACCUAGAAUAUGUGGACAUCUAUAAGUACCUAGGUGUCUGGCUAGACUGCAAACUCUCCUUCCAGACUCAUAUCAAACAUCUCCAAUCCAAAAUCAAAUCUAGAGUCGGCUUUCUAUUCCGCAACAAAGCCUCCUUCACUCACGCCGCCAAACUUACCCUAGUAAAACUGACUAUCCUACCGAUCCUCGACUUCGGCGAUGUCAUCUACAAAAUAGCUUCCAAUACUCUACUCAGCAAACUGGAUGCAGUUUAUCACAGUGCCAUCCGUUUUGUUACUAAAGCACCUUAUACGACCCACCACUGCGACCUGUAUGCCCUAGUCGGCUGGCCCUCGCUACAUGUUCGUCG
Molecule: messenger RNA, 4246 nt
Organism: Salvelinus fontinalis (brook trout)
Lineage: Eukaryota; Metazoa; Chordata; Actinopteri; Salmoniformes; Salmonidae
Exons: 2
Coding region: 2180-3145 (321 amino acids)
Source: RefSeq, a predicted model, not a curated record